Molecule: messenger RNA, 2145 nt
Organism: Lachancea meyersii CBS 8951
Lineage: Eukaryota; Fungi; Ascomycota; Saccharomycetes; Saccharomycetales; Saccharomycetaceae
Source: the annotation of a GenBank genome assembly
AUGGGUGACGAAAAUAACGUUCACUUAGCCAAUAUGAAUGACAUCAGUCCCGCAAAUCAAGCUACCGAUAGCACAUCAAAUAAGAGGAAACUUGGCGAAAUAGAGUCUCCACCCGACGUUGUGGAGGAUAAGUCGAAGCACAGGAAGAGUGUGAAAACCGAGGAACGCAAAGUCCCAAAUAUUGCACUGGAACUUGCCAAGAACAGAACAGCUGCAGUACCGGGCUCUAGACCUUCUCCGUCAAUCCCACUUUCAUCACUUCUUUCGGGCGAUCAAACGUCCAGCCAUGUACCAGAAAUGAAACAAUCGACCAUACCGUUGUCGAAUCCGCGUCUAAAAGUAUGCUCUUUGCUGUCUCCAGAGCCAAACGGCCGUGGUGACAGAAACUCAAGCCCGAUUAUUAUCCUGCCGACACAAGGUUCUGCCUCCGGUACGUCAAGUUCGGAGUCCUCAGGACUUAUGGUUGCCAGAACGAGCUCUCCAGUUUCCUUUUUGCCCCAAAAUGGGAACGCGAAACUCAACAGAAGCCAUAGCACGCUGAAUCCCAUCACUAGCUCUGCCAGUCCACAUAUCGCGGUAAAAACAUCUUCAAUGCCGGUACCGAGCGAUGUUUCCGUUUUAAAUGAACUACCAGUUAAACCAGAAGUCGAUACCCGCGCCUCCUCUUUAACGACAGCGAAAGGAUCGCCCUCCGUAAUAGUGGCCACCAAGGAUGAAAAGGAGCCAGUAAACUCAAAGAAAUCACCUGAAGCGCAAGAAAAACAGCAGCCUUUACCCGAGGAAGUGGCCGAUGCGGUUUCCGCGGCCGCCCCAGAAACUGAAAAUCCAACUGACGCGAAAAAAAACGCCAGACGGAGAAGGGCAAGGCCAAGAGAACCCAAAAAAGUUGACAUCGAACCCGCCAAUGUUAUCAUCGAAGACAUGAGAAAAGCAGAAGAAGUCAAAACUCCGGUUGCAAAGCCAGGGCCACUUGAAACGAAUAACGAAGCUACCCCAACACAAAUUAACAAUGAAUCAAAACCAUCCCAACAAGACAAUGGCACUGGUGUUCCCGUCACCAAAAAGCCCACAAAGACUACGGUAACAAAAAAAACCACCAAAAGCGUCGAUACCAAACGCACAACGAAAACAGCCGAAAACAAGAAAGGAGAAAAGCCUUCAGAACUGAAGACAGACAGUCGAAAAGAAGGAAAUGGUCUCUCGAAAGAACCGGCUGCUAAAAAGGGUAGCAAGGCCGCUUCUGCCAAACUAAAUUCUAAGACAACAUCGCCCGCCGCGGCUAUUAAACAGACGGAUUCAAAAAAGGAUCCAAAAAUUAAUGUUUCCAAGCAAGAAAGUGCAGAAACAACCACCAGGCCCUCAUCUAAAGUUUCUGACUCGCCAAAAGAGAAAUCUUUUGGUGCUACGUCGAAAGAGGCAAAGACGAAGGAAGGCAAAGCUACCUCCAAGGAUGAUGUAAAAAAGGAUACUAAAGCAAAGCGAGCCAACACAGCAUCGAAAAAGAAAGAAGUUACACCACAACCGACAAAGGCUGCUACAGAAUCCAAAGGUCCAUCCACGACCCCUAGGAAAUUACUUUCGGCACCUCUAUUGAAAUCUCCAUCUAUAUUGGAUCCGAUCGAAGCACCUGACGACCGAGAUGAACCUGUUAUUAUCGUAGAUGUGCCACUAUAUCCCGUUGAAUCUAAUGACUACUUGGAUGAAAACGGACAAGUUGUCUUUAACUUCUACAAGUUAGUACAAGACAAAUUUGGUCACUCUGGGAAAACGAAACGCAAUCUCAUGUCAGAUCUUAACGGCGGGGAUGAGGAUGAUGAGGAUGUUGCGGAAGUUGACGACGAUGACGGCAUAGAGGAGGAGGAAGAUGAAGAUGUUGACUUGGAGGAAAAGAACACAAAUUCCACCGCCCCUGUCGCCUCUCCCAAGAAGAAGUCGCAUCCAAUGAAAGGAAGAAGCUUAAUUGGAAAAUAUGAUACGGAGGACCCUUUUAUCGAUGAUUCCGAGCUUCUUUGGGAAGAGCAGCGUGUCGCCACUAAGGACGGGUUUUUUGUCUACUUCGGUCCAUUAAUUGAACGAGGCCAAUAUGCAAGCUUCGAAAGAGUCAACGGAACGAUGAAAAGAGGUGGAAUAAAAUACUCGAAAUGA